Molecule: messenger RNA, 3937 nt
Organism: Polypterus senegalus (gray bichir)
Lineage: Eukaryota; Metazoa; Chordata; Cladistia; Polypteriformes; Polypteridae
Product: E3 ubiquitin/ISG15 ligase TRIM25-like
Exons: 6
Coding region: 709-2382 (557 amino acids)
Molecular function (GO): protein binding; zinc ion binding
Source: RefSeq, a predicted model, not a curated record
ACAGAGCCCCACAGCCCUCCCUACCCUCAGCUAGUUCACCACCUGUGCCAUCUCAGUGUGGCUGGAGGGUUCACAGCUAAUUGGAGGAUCAGCUUCAAGAACCGUGGACCAGAUGUCCAUUGUUCAGAGCCAUCAUGAGCAGUCAGUACAACAGUUUCCUGUGUCUUUUUAUUGACCGCCCUUCUCAGAAUUGCUGUCCCCAUUCCUACCAGGUUUUCUAGCCUGGAGAUCACAAUAGGGUGCUGGUGUGUGGCACAGUGGUGUCUCCCUCGCAGUCGUAGAUCAGGUAACAUGUGAUUCAUGGACUCUUCUGGACACCACCGUCACAUCCAGGCGAGAUUUUAAUUUUCCGUUUCUGUGUCAGCUUUGUGAAUCUGGCCUGGGCAGUUAAGAGACAUCCAGAGCUCCUCAGAAUCCCAGCAUAUUCAGGUCUGCAUGUGUUUCUUGUCCAGACCCUGUCAAUGUGAAGCUAUGGCUGCUGUUGUUCUGCUUUCAGCCACAUGAAAGAGGAAGGCCCUGAUUUCUGUGGAGGCGUUCAUUUUCAGUGUGUAACCAGGAACAAAACAGAGGCUGUUGCUUUAGUGACACGACCGUCACGAGAGUACAACUACAAGGCGCGGCUGGCUGCGUUCUGCCUGAGGGAGUCGAGUUCCUUUCAUUUUCAUUUCUGCAGAAUCGACUCCCGAGUGUCAGAAGGCGUCUCCUCUCAUGAUGGCAGCAGCUAAGCCUUCUCUGUCUGCUGAUCUGUACUCCUGCUCGGUGUGUCUGGAGGUCCUGAAGGAGCCGGUCACCAUCCCGUGUGGACACAGCUACUGCCUGCAAUGCAUUAAUAAGCACUGGGAUCUGUCAGGUUUAAUGGGGUCUUACAACUGUCCUCAGUGCAGAAUGGAAUUCCAUCCAAGACCCCAGCUUCAAAAAAAUACGACUCUCACAAAUCUGAUCGAAGACUUAAAGAGAGAGGGAGUCAUCAGAGGUCCACCUCAGAGGAACGCAGGGCCAGGCAAUUUGUCCUGUGAUGUUUGUCCUGGGAAAAAACGGAAAGCUUCCAAGGCCGGCAUGGCCUCCUUCUGUAUAACUCACCUGAAGCCUCAGUUGGAAUCGCAGGCCUUUGGUAGACACAAACUGGAUGAGCCGACUAGAAACCUGGAGGAGAAGCUCUGCUCAAAGCACCAGAGAGUCCUGGAGAUGUUCUGUAGGACCGACGAGAGCCUCAUCUGCCCAGUGUGUGCGAUAAAUGAACACAAGAGUCACGACAUCAGGAUGCUCGAUGAGGAGACAGCUGAGAUAAAGAGUCAACUAGUGAGCACAGCAAAAGAAGUGAAAAGGAGAAUCCUGGAGAAGGAGACGAAAGUGGCCAAACUGAAGAAGUUUUCAAAGACGAUUCAGAAGUCUGCAGAAAAAAAAAAGCAAGAACACGAGGAGACCAUCAAGGCUCUCCUUCAGUCCAUUGAGCGGCUGAAGUCAGAAGUCUCUGAGGUCAUUAGAGAUCACGAGAGGAGGGAAGUGACAAAGGCAGAAGAGCUCAUCAAUGUACUGGGUAAGGAGAUUGAGGUGCUGCAGAGCAGAGAAGCCCAGAUGGCCGAGUUCUCAAAGAUAGACGACCACAUCCACUUCUUAAAGAGGUCGCGUGAUGUCUGUGUCCCUCCUGCUGAUGGCAAUGCUCCUAACAUCACUGUAAACGCAGAUUUCCUUCCUGAAACUCAAAAGAAGAAACUGUCUGGAGUGAAGAGGAGUCUUCGGAAGAUCACUGGCAAGGAGUUCGUGAAGAGCAAAAAGACCAGAUGUGACAUUUCAAGUGACGUCCUUAAGAAGCUGAAUAGAAACGACCUUUUAAAAUACUCCUGUCCGCUCACCUUGGACCCCAACACGGCACACAGACGCCUGCACCUGUCUGAAGGGAUAAAGCAGGUGAUAUUUAUGGGAGCAGACGGCCCGCACCCUGAUCAUCCUGACAGAUUUGACAGUUGGUCCCAAGUUCUGUGCAGCGAGGCUCUGAGUGGCCCUCCUUGCCGUUACUGGGAGGUCGAGUGGAGUGGACAAGGGGUUGACGUUGGCGUGACGUAUAAGAGGAUCAAACGGAAAGGAGCAGAAAACGAGUGUCUCCUUGGAUUCAAUGACAACUCCUGGAGUUUAAUCUGCUCUGAUUCCAGUUUCUCUGUGUGGCACAAUUUGAGGAAGACUGAAAUAAGCGCCCCCUUCAGUCACAGAAUAGGGGUGUUUCUGGACUAUGCAGGAGGCUCCCUUUCUUUUUAUAGCAUCUCAGACACCAUGACCCUCCUGCACAAGUUCAACACCUCCUUCACCGAGCCACUCUAUGCGGGUUUUAGGAUUCGAGAAAACUCCAGCGUAGCGAUCUGCCCUCUGAAGCGGUCUGACCAGUGACCGGCUUUGUCUGUAGGUCACUUCAUGUUUUCAAUUGCAAAGGGGCAUCUUUAAAUUUUAGAGAUCAUGCUGGAGUUCAUUCCUCAAUUCCUUUUUGGUACCUUGCACCUGCACCCCAAACACUCAGACACAACCAAACCACACAAUCAUUGGUUCAAGUAAAGAAGUUUUAUUCAAAAGACAUACCCACUACAGGCUUAUUAUCACCUGACAGAUCACUGACAGCUUCUUUUCUUUCCCUUCCUUUUCCACCUCCACUCUACUCUGAGCAGGCCUUGUCCACGUCCUCCCGACUCUGACUGCUGGAGUGACUUCCUUUCAACGCAAACCCUGGACUACUUCUGGUGCAACAGGAUUGUCACCUGAAAGGUCUGGUGGAACCUCUUCAUAAUAGAUUAGCAGCUCCCCCUAGUGGCACCCAAGAACCACAACAGGGCUGCCCAGCAAAACUACAACUCCCAUUCAGCCCUGCAGGUGUCCAAACAGGAGACAUCCCAGAGGGACACUGCCACCCGGUAUUCUGGGCGAAACACAAAGCCUCAGGAGGCAGUCGCCCUCUGUCCUUCUUUCAUAAUGGAGAGGCACCACUAACCAAUCCAGUCUGGAUUUCCGGACAUCAAUGUCCUUCCUUUAUCAUGGCUUCCUAGCUGGGUAAGGAACCAUCCACCAUGGCCAGUGUGCCAGUCAACUCGUGUCUUCUAUGACAACACACACACACACACACAGUCACUGGCCAUCCUGCUAUUUCUCUUGCCAGAAUGACCCUGGACCACUGUAGCUCAUGGGGGUGCUAUCUACCAGAAACAUUUAGGAGGGCUGACCAUCAGUGAACAUCAGUCUGAAAGGACAUUCAGUACUCUCAGUGGCCACACGGCGGCGCUGUCUUUAUGAUUUAUAGGCUCAGCUCAGCCUUAAACAGAACAGCAAGCCAAGCUGUGGGGAGAAAAAAACAUGAGAGUCGCCUAAAAUAAGAAACAUAAACUACUUUGUAAAUAUUAAAUAGUGAAUAUAAACCAGAAAUCAGAGCUGACUGCUUAGAGCUUUUCAUUUCUGUUAAUUUCAUUAGAAUCCUGUUUAAUGUCCCAUGAGUGCCAAUGUGCUAGUAAGGCACAAAAUAAGACCAUGGGACAUCUGACGGUCCUCAAAAGGUGCAAAAUCCGUUUCUCCGUCUCCCACCUGCACCCUGGGUAGCCCACUGGAUGCAAUGCUGUAUUGCGGACAAACAUUUAAGAUAUUUUCAGAUUAUUAAACAGGCCUUGUAAUAUUUGACUACUUGUAUCUUUGGAAGAGGCUUGAAUCUUUUUUCUUUUCUUUUCCUUUGUAUUGUUAUUUUUUUCUUUUCAUUUCUUUGUAUUUAUGCUAAACAAAUUGAUAGGAAUAACAAUGUGUUUGAGCAGAGUGUUGAACUCUGGGACUUAUUUAUGCAAAUAGACAGGAAUUCUGGGAGAUAUAAGCAAAUUAAAAGCAAAUGUUAAAAGUAAAUCUUAUUGUUAGAAGUGGCUUGUUUAAGCUCAAAUAAACUAACCAGUGUGUAUAUACUUGUUAAAGAUGCAAA